Molecule: messenger RNA, 2404 nt
Organism: Lolium rigidum
Lineage: Eukaryota; Viridiplantae; Streptophyta; Magnoliopsida; Poales; Poaceae
Product: probable inactive serine/threonine-protein kinase bub1
Exons: 7
Coding region: 1-1947 (648 amino acids)
Biological process (GO): meiotic sister chromatid cohesion, centromeric; mitotic spindle assembly checkpoint signaling
Molecular function (GO): protein kinase activity
Source: RefSeq, a predicted model, not a curated record
AUGGCCGCCGCCGCCGCCGCCGACCAGCAGCACGGCCGCGUCGACAAGGACAAGGAGAAGGAGCUCCUCUCGUCGGUGGUGGACGACAUCCGCUGCUACUCCGGCUCCGACCCCCUCCGCCCAUGGCUCAGGGGGAUCCGGAGGCUGGAGGGGGCGCUGCCGCCGGCGACGCUGCGGGAGAAGCUGCCGAGGUUCCUCCAGAAGUGCGCCGAGGAGUUCCAGGACGAGCCCCGCUACCGCGACGACCCGCGGUACCUCCGCGUCUGGAUCCAGAUGAUGGACUACGUGAAGGAUGCAAAGCCAUUGCUGAAGAAGUUGGAGAGGAACAGGAUCGGACUCAAGAGAGCUGCGUUUUAUAUGGCUUACGCGUUAUAUUAUGAGAAGCGUAGGAGGUUUCAGGAUGCAGAGAAGAUGUACCGCGUGGGAAUCCAAAUCCUUGCAGAGCCUAUCGAGGAGUUACAGAAAUCACAUGAUCAGUUUAUCUAUCGAAUGGAAUUAUACCAGAAGAGGAAAGAUAAACUGCAGGAAGGAAUGCCUAGCAGAGUUAAGCCACUUGGUACAUGUGCAAACCAAGUUGAAGGCCAAAGAAGAAAUUGUACAGAACUGAAGUCCAAUCCAAUGCAAAAAUUGGGAAGCGCUUCGAAUUCUUCAUUGUGUCGUUAUCCUUCAGUAGGUCAUGCUAAAGAUGGUGUGCUAUCGAGAGGCACCUCAGGCGAUAACAAGUAUUUGCCUCGCUGUAAUAGUGAUGACACUGUAGUUGUACGAUUUGUGGGCUCUGCAUUGGUUGGAAAGUCAGAAACUGAAGAUGCUUGUCAUCAUGGCCUUGUUGAACCAACUAUAAACAUGAAGGAGGCUAUGCAGGAUAUCAAUAGCAUGUUUCUAGAGCCAGUGGAACCAGAGACAAUGCUAAAGAAGCGCUCAAAGCGUGGUCAACCAAAGUUUAAUCAGCAGGCAGGAGCACUUCAUAUCUUUGUCGAUGAAGAACAACCUAACAGUAAUGAGCCAAGCAUUCUCCAUGACAAGAAUGCAAAGUCAGAUCAUCCAAUGUUCAAUCAACAAGCAAGUGCAUUUGAUAUAUUUGUUGAUGAAGAUGGUCCUAAUGAUAACAACCAAAAUGUGGGCCGAAACAGGAAUAGUAACAAGGAAAACAAUCAGAAAACUACUGGGUUGGGAAUCUUUAUUGAUGAAAAUGGGCCGAAGGGCAAUGGCCAAAAUGCCAUGUGCCACAAGAACACGAGGGGUCCUCCGAGACCAUUGCGUGAGUCAUCAAGACAGCAGGACCUAGGUGACUUUCAAAAGCCAUUUGUGGGAGGGUUUGCAAUAUUCGCUGAUGAUGAAGAUGAACAAUGUGAGAACAAUUAUGACGGUUCUAGGAUAAAUUCCAGAAGUGGGCAUUCUGCUCACAAUAAGGAUACUUUGCUCCAUCCAGAACAAGCUAAUUCAGAAACAAGAAAUGGGGAAUAUGAGAAUCCUUUAAUGACUGGACUUGGAGAAGACACAAUCAUUCAUAGAUUUGUCGGAUCUGCUGUUGUUGAUGAGCCUAAAGUGGAAAAUGCAUGCCAUCAUGGGUUAGUUGAUCCAACUAUUAAUCUGAAGGAGGCUAUGGAUGAUAUAAAUAACAUGUUUGGCAAACCACUGAACUUCAAGGAUGGUAAAAGACUGAACAGGAAAACCAAUGCUGUACCAGAGAGAAAAGCAGCUCCCAUUUCUGGUUUCUCCAUAUUAUCUGAUGAUGACCUUAGCAACAACCCUGCUGCUAAAGACAAACACAUUUCUGGUUUCUCCAUAUUAUCUGAUGAUGAUCUUAGAAAAGACUCUGCUGCUAAACUGAAACCCAAUAAUUCCUGUAAAUUUGGAUCUGAGAGUGGUCUAUUUGAGCCAACUAUUACCACCCGCGAUGUUAUGUCGGAGAUCAAUGAUAUGUUUGGAAUGUCACUUGACUUCUAAGGCACUUGCUUAUAGGGAAUCUAAUUACUCAACAGGAGCAGAUGUAAAGAAGAUGUUACGAGAUCACCCCUCUGGUGAUCCAGGGCGCAGGAGCCAGGACUGAAAACAGGCCUGUAUGAAGAGUUCUCACCGAUAAAAUAAUUCUCCAGGAUCUUUUCCACAAAACAGAGAUGCUUAGCUUCCAAAUCUUGGUUUAGCACCAGGCCAAUGAGAGUGUCACACCAGUAUAAGCUUAUUUGUUUCCUCACGACAUGAGGCCAUAGAACAUUUCGUUCACCCAACCUCUGUAUUUAUAUGUUGCAAAUUUUGCACAUCUGUCAGUUCAUCAUAUUUUUGUCUAUCACUGAAGAUGGUGCUGACAGUCCAGUAUCAAAAUCUGUCUCCACGUCACUUGAGUUUGUACUGUUUUGUAUCACAGGAGUUUUACAGGAAUCAGAUUAAAAAAUAAUAUAUUAAA